AUGGGUGUCUUCUCCUCCAAGCACGCUCGCAGCGGUGAUGGCAAGCUUCUCUCUCUCGAUGUAGUGGCCAACCGCCCAAGGCUGGAGUCGCAUGAGGUCGGCUUCCUUCAGCUCACACCCCAUGGCGUGUACGCAACGUUGGCAGCGCACGUUUACGGCGCUGCGGCGCCAGAGAUGGCGAUUCAAGUGCCCCUACCUGACGGUUGGGAGGUCUUGCUUCAGUGCUCAAGUCUGCACCUCGACAAGGAGGGCUACUUCGCCGUGGCGUACGCGCACCGCGGCUCUCGUCAUUGCAUCAUAUCGGAGCGUGGCACCUCGGAAGUUCUCGGCCUCCGCGCCGGCGUCUGGAUGUACUUUGGGCAGCCCACUAUUCAGUUCUUUUUGGCAGCGCAGUUUUCGAAGGCAGUGCGGCACAAACUGGAGGUAAUGAAUGGAGGCUGCAGUGGGUCGUGGUUCAUCUCCUACACUGGGCACAGCCUCGGCGCCGUCAUCGCUGGUUGCCGUGCGGUGGAAGAGGGCACGCUAGCCGUCACCUUCGAAUCGCCUGGUGCGCAAGUCUUCAUUGAAAAGAUGCUUGACGCCCCCAGAAGCGUCGAUGAGCACCUUAUCACCUACUUGCGGGCUCCCAACCCGAUCAACACACUGAAGCCGCAGUGCGGCUACGUGAUUAUGAUACCAACUCAGCAGGUCGUGCUGCCCAGCGGCACCCUCUUUCUCGCGCCGUCCAACCAAGCCGCCACCAAAGACGACGACGAGAGGCAGUCACCGAGGAGCGGGAGCUGCAGCAGGGCGUCCCGCAAGCCCAGCAAACCCCCCUCGUCAUCGACAUCCCCCAUCAACCUGAGCGGGAGCGUCAGUCCGGUGACAGUCUCGGUCACCACGGCAGCUUCACCGUGCUCCUCCGCGUCCCAGGUCGUCGCUGCAUCGACGAACACCACUGCAGCGGCAACGCUUACAGCUCGCUCACCCACCUCACCCUCUGCGCAGACCAGCAACGGCAGCAAUAGUGGCCCCGGCGCUGUCGCCGCCAAUACGCCGCCUCGUUGGCGAAUCCCGUCCUUCCGUCCACAAGAAUACCUGCGCGGCUAUCUGUUUGGCGGGGUGGGCAUGGGCGUUCCAGAGCUGCAGCAGUAUGUGAGCAAGGUGGAGCCGAUGAUUCGCGAGAUGCUCGAGCACGCACAGCAGGUGCACUCUAUCCACAGUCUGCGCGACCAUUUUCAAAAAGCUGACGAGCCAGGCGACGAGGAGGUGGUGCUGCGGUGGCCCUCACACCUGCUCCAGUUCAUGGAGUUCUACAACACCACCCGCGCACUCGAGGACCCAGAGAACCAGGAUGCCGGAGUAAAGGAGGCGUAUCUGAGCCUCAUGCGACGACUCUACUACACCGAGCCGCGCCGCCGCGACUGCAUCCCAAUCAAGUACCUAGACUCCAGGAGCCUCCUCGUCGUGCGGGUGUGGUGGAGCAUGGACGCAGCACAGCGCAAGCAGUGGCCGCUGUCGCUCAUGGAUCACAAGGCACUCAACGUUAUUCAGGUCAAGAACAGCGAUCUGUGUUCAUCUGUGAUGACCGCCAUGCAGGCCAAGCAGUAUUUAGUGCGCCUUGUAGCGCGCCCGGAGGUGCGUGAGAUGAUCGACCAGUGGCAAGGAGAGCCAACCGGGAGUAGCACAGAGGCCGGUUCACCGCAGAGGAGCAAGCUGUGA
Messenger RNA from Leishmania braziliensis MHOM/BR/75/M2904, 1701 nucleotides. RefSeq lists its product as hypothetical. The transcript has a single exon. The record is from RefSeq and is a predicted model, not a curated record. Bases 1 to 1701 code for a protein of 566 amino acids. NCBI's taxonomy places the organism in Eukaryota, Euglenozoa, Kinetoplastea, Trypanosomatida, Trypanosomatidae.